This is a messenger RNA of Gallus gallus (chicken), 2150 nucleotides long. It is a transcript of the gene CYP26A1, whose product is annotated as cytochrome P450 family 26 subfamily A member 1. NCBI's taxonomy places the organism in Eukaryota, Metazoa, Chordata, Aves, Galliformes, Phasianidae. The record is from RefSeq and is a predicted model, not a curated record. Gene Ontology annotation, molecular function: oxidoreductase activity, acting on paired donors, with incorporation or reduction of molecular oxygen; heme binding; monooxygenase activity. Gene Ontology annotation, biological process: sterol metabolic process. Bases 334 to 1701 code for a protein of 455 amino acids. The transcript has 8 exons.
GCCGGUCCCCGAGGAGCGCGGCGGUAAAUCCGAGGGGGCGGCGGGUCCCGGCCGGCGGCGGCUCCCGCAGCACCUCGUCCGUCUGCCCGCCGGCCGUCUGCGGCGGGCGGGAUGCGCCGCGCAAAGCAAACGGUUAAAGAUUUCGAGGGGAGGAGCCAGGCCGCAAUCCGCAAUUAAAGAUGAACUUUGGGUGAACUAAUUUAUCGGAUGGUAAGGUAGGGUGGGCAGCAACCUGGGAAGGGUAUAAAAGGCGGCCCGCGGCGAGCCCGGCCCGCGCACUCGGAGCUCCCGGGGGGCCGGGCUGGACCGCACUCGCUGCCCUGCCGCCCCGCCAUGGGCUUCUCCGCUCUGGUCGCCAGCGCCCUGUGCACCUUCCUGCUGCCCCUGCUGCUCUUCCUGGCCGCCGUCCGGCUCUGGGACCUGUACUGCGCCAGCGGCCGCGACCCCAGCUGUCCGCUGCCGUUGCCCCCGGGCACCAUGGGGCUGCCCUUCUUCGGGGAGACGCUGCAGAUGGUGCUGCAGCGGCGGAAAUUCCUGCAGAUGAAGCGCAGGAAAUACGGCUUCAUCUACAAGACUCACCUCUUUGGGCGGCCCACUGUGCGGGUGAUGGGCGCUGAGAAUGUGCGGCACAUCCUGCUGGGCGAGCACCGCCUGGUCUCCGUGCAGUGGCCCGCCUCGGUGCGCACCAUCUUGGGCUCGGGCUGCCUCUCCAACCUUCACAACGGGCAGCACAAACACCGCAAAAAGGUGAUCAUGCAGGCCUUCUCCCGGGACGCCCUGCAGCACUACGUGCCUGUCAUCCAAGAGGAGCCCCGCCAGGCCAGCCCCGAUGGUGAGCAGCAGCUGGUGGAGGCCUUCGAGGAGAUGAUCCGCAACCUCUUCUCCCUCCCCAUCGAUGUGCCUUUCAGUGGGCUCUACCGGGGCCUGAGGGCGCGCAACAUCAUCCAUGCCAAGAUUGAGGAGAACAUCCGUGCCAAGAUGGCCCGCAAGGAGCCCGAGGGUGGCUACAAGGAUGCACUGCAGCUGCUGAUGGAGCACACACAGGGUAAUGGAGAGCAGCUCAACAUGCAGGAGCUGAAGGAGUCUGCCACAGAGCUGCUGUUUGGAGGUCAUGAAACCACUGCCAGUGCUGCUACAUCACUGAUUGCCUUCCUAGGGCUCCACCAUGAUGUUCUGCAGAAAGUGAGGAAGGAGCUGCAAGUAAAGGGGUUACUGUCUGGUCCCAACCAAGAGAAGCAAUUGGACAUGGAGGUCUUGGAGCAGCUGAAGUACACAGGCUGUGUUAUCAAGGAAACCCUCAGGCUGAGCCCUCCCGUUCCUGGAGGAUUCCGAAUUGCACUCAAGACCCUUGAGCUGAAUGGUUACCAGAUCCCCAAAGGCUGGAAUGUUAUUUACAGUAUCUGCGAUACCCACGAUGUGGCCGAUCUCUUUACCGACAAGGACGAGUUCAACCCGGACCGCUUCAUGUCUCCGUCUCCGGAGGACUCCUCUAGGUUCAGUUUCAUUCCUUUCGGUGGGGGCUUGAGGAGCUGCGUAGGCAAAGAGUUUGCAAAAGUCCUUCUAAAAAUAUUUACGGUGGAGCUGGCGCGGAGCUGUGACUGGCAGCUGCUAAAUGGACCUCCUACAAUGAAAACGGGCCCCAUAGUGUACCCUGUGGACAAUCUGCCUGCCAAAUUCAUAGGUUUCAGCGGCCAAAUCUGAGUGCUCAACGCUUGCCUCAGGCUGGAUUUCUGUAUAACAUCUCAUAUGUACAUAGUAACUUUUUAUAGUAACGAAGGCCUUUAAAUAUUUAAACUUGUAAAUGUACAGUAGUUAUUUAUGUCUAAGUAUUUCAAAAGGCUGUGACAUUUUUCCCCAAGCACUACAAUUAUGGGUCGUCGAUUCAUAAUUAGAUAAUUUUAUUUCUAUAGAAAUAAGUUUUCCCCUAUUUAAAAAUCUUACUACAAGCUGGCCAGAUACAUGUUUGACAAGACAUUUCACCAUGGUGUAUGCAUUCAGAAAUAUUCUCAAAGGCAUUUGAAACAAUGGCAACUAGCUCUCAUCCAAAUUAUCUAAAUCGUUAUGGUUUGAGGUUUUCAGUAUUAUUUGUGUCUAGACCUCAUGUUUAAUAUGUGAAUUUUAAGUUUGAUAAUAAAGUUUAUUUUUGAAGA